Acanthosepion pharaonis is the source of this 642-nucleotide messenger RNA. Lineage: Eukaryota; Metazoa; Mollusca; Cephalopoda; Sepiida; Sepiidae. The record is from the annotation of a GenBank genome assembly.
AUGGCCUUUUAUCGGUUAUUUACUGGUGGUUGCAGCAAGUUAAAACGGCCCGACCUGAGGCCGAUUCUAUUUUUACCUAUAUUAACAUCGGGAGGUGUAAUUAACCUAAGAUGGCCAACCAUAACAAAAAUCCAGGAUGUCCAAAAACUUCAACGGGCUUUCUGGAUUCAAUCGUACAUGAAUCCUCUGCUGAACCUUUUCCGCACUGGCAAUGUCGUACAAUUGGUAUCAAAGAUGACAGGUUGCACAUUGCAGAUCUUACAAACCUUAGAUGGUAAAUUGAUCGUAGACGCCAAAGGAAGUGUCGGUUAUGGUGCUUUUAAUGCUUCAUGGACUGUAAUUAAUGAAGGCGAGAACAAAGUUCGACUUCAUAAUAACAACAAUUAUUUGGCGAUUGUCGACGGCUACACACAAGUCGUCCGUCUGCCUCCUGACACCAAACACGGAGUGGAAACUAAAUUCCAUGUCUCUCAAGCUGGAGAAUGGGCUUUAUUUCAAUCUGUACAUGAACCAAACCAUUAUAUUGCUGUUUUUCCUGAUGGAUAUCUGCGGCCUGCUAAGGAUUCGAUCCGUGGACCAAACGCUCAUUUCGGAGUACAGCUAAUCUCUUCACCCUAUGCGCAAACACAUCCCAAAAAGUAA